Molecule: messenger RNA, 9396 nt
Organism: Drosophila willistoni
Lineage: Eukaryota; Metazoa; Arthropoda; Insecta; Diptera; Drosophilidae
Gene: NaCP60E
Product: sodium channel protein 60E
Exons: 26
Coding region: 53-8542 (2829 amino acids)
Biological process (GO): membrane depolarization during action potential; sodium ion transmembrane transport; neuronal action potential
Cellular component (GO): plasma membrane; voltage-gated sodium channel complex
Molecular function (GO): protein binding; voltage-gated sodium channel activity
Source: RefSeq, a predicted model, not a curated record
UUUUAAAUAAUAACUAAAUAAUAAUACUACAAAACGACGACAAUCAGUCAAGAUGAGUGAUGAUCAAACAGCGCUCAAUGAAGAGAAAGUUGCCAAACAUCAAGUCGUUGCCUACACGCAAAAGUCGCAGGUCAAGCACGAGAAUCGCCACAUCCAGUUGGUGCGCGAAUAUGGCUUCCAUCCGCGCACCAAGGCCUCUGUGGAGGAUGGCGAUGUUUUGCCCCGAAAAUUCGAGCCUUUUCCGGAAGAUAUGUAUGGCAAGCCGCUGGAGGAGAUUGACACCUUCAUAUACGAGGAGACAUUUUGUGUGGUGUCGAAACGAUUUCGUAAAAAUUAUAUACAUCGCUUUACUGGCACCAAAAGCCUAUUUCUCUUCCAUCCUUGGAGUCCAGCCCGUCGAGUAUGCGUCUAUAUAGCAACAAAUCAGUUUUUCGACUACUGUGUAAUGGCCACAAUUUUGUUCAAUUGUAUUUUCCUUGCCAUGACCGAGACAGUGGAGGAAGCCGAAUACAUAUUCCUGGCCAUUUACUCCAUUGAGAUGGUCAUUAAAAUUAUUGCCAAAGGAUUUCUGCUUAACAAGUACACCUAUUUAAGAAAUCCCUGGAAUUGGUUAGAUUUUGUGGUAAUAACUAGUGGCUAUGCCACUAUUGGCAUGGAGGUGGGCAAUCUGGCCGGGCUGCGUACGUUUCGGGUGUUGCGUGCCCUCAAGACGGUGUCCAUAAUGCCCGGCUUAAAGACUAUCAUCAACGCGCUGCUGCACUCCUUUCGACAAUUGGCUGAGGUCAUGACCCUAACCAUCUUUUGUCUGAUGGUCUUUGCCCUGUUCGCCCUGCAAGUAUAUAUGGGUGAACUGAGGAACAAGUGCGUGCGGCAGGUUCCCACAGAUUGGAAUAACAUCUCGCAUUUGGAUUGGCAAAUAUGGGUCAACGAUACGGACAAUUGGCUCUAUGAUGAGGAGGAGAUGCCCAUGUUGUGUGGCAAUCUAACUGGUGCACGGCAUUGUCCAUUGGGUUAUGUGUGCAUCUGUGUUGGUGAAAAUCCCAAUCAUGGUUAUACCAAUUUCGACAAUUUCAUGUGGUCGAUGUUAACCACAUUCCAGUUAAUUACCUUGGAUUACUGGGAGAAUGUCUACAAUAUGGUAUUGGCCACCUGUGGCCCCAUGAGCGUAUCCUUUUUCACUGUGGUUGUCUUCUUUGGCUCAUUCUACCUAAUCAAUCUAAUGCUAGCCGUUGUGGCCUUAAGCUACGAGGAGGAAGCCGAAAUCACAAAUGAAGAGCGCAAAAAGGAUCUUCUCGAUCAUCGUGAUGAUUCCACAUUUAGCUUUGAUCCCUCAGUGCUCAAUGUGAAGAAGCUCAAUAAGAACAAUAAGAAGAAAAUCGACUCACGCAAAGGUGUGCUUCUGGCCUCGUAUAGCAAAAAGAAGACGCGACGAAAAAAGGGUGGCAAAGGCGGCAAAGAUGGCAGCAAUGGAACCAAUGGUAAUGGCAACGGCCAGGAUGACAAUAAAUCAAAUUCGGCCACUCCAAGUCCGGGACCAAGUCCACGUCACAGUGCCACCGAAAGGCCAUCGGCACUUAGUCUACAAGCCCAGAAGCAAUAUCAACAGCAAAUAGAACAUCAGCAGCAGCACCAACAGCAGAAACAGCAAACCAAACACGAUCAGCACGAGGAGCAAGAGGUGGCCAAGGUGGCUGCAGCGAAAAAUCGUAUUAGCUUUCAGGAUACCAACGUUAAUGUCAAGAAUCCAAAUAUGCUAUACCCCUCCGACUACAAGGGUCAAUUGGUGGCCAGUAGCCGUCAGACUAGUUCCAAUUCCAGUGGUGUCAAUCGUGAAUCCUCACAAGAUGAUUCCGGUGUGGUGGACGAUGAUCAUGAGGAGCAGGAUGCAUCUAAUGAACUACUUGGACAUGUAUCCACUGUGGAAUUGGCCCUAUCGCCCCGCGAAGUACGACUAAUCAAAUGUAAUGGGAAUAUUGCCAGAAUCAAGAAUCAUAAUGUCUAUGCCUUACAUCAGGAAUUCUCAUCGCAAGUUGUCGUUAUAGAUGAUCUUCCGGAUAGAAAUUGUGAUCGUUGCAUUCAUUGCUGUGCCGAUUAUGAAAGUUGGCUGCAAUUCCAGAAUUGCCUAUAUAAAGUGGUACGUGAUCCACUCUUUGAGCUGGCCAUAACCCUUUGCAUUGUGCUCAACACUGCCUUUCUGGCCAUGGAACAUCAUGGCAUGACCGAAAGUUUUCGCAAUGCCCUCGAUGUGGGCAAUAAGGUUUUCACCUCAAUUUUCACCUUCGAGUGCAUAGUGAAACUAAUGGCCUUAUCAAAGGAUUUCUUUCUAUGUGGUUGGAAUAUUUUUGAUUUGAUUAUUGUGACAGCAAGUCUAUUGGAUAUAAUAUUCGAAUUGGUUGAUGGUCUAAGUGUCUUAAGAGGUCUACGAUUGUUACGUGUGUUGAAACUUGCUCAAUCUUGGACCACUAUGAAGGUUCUAUUGAGUAUUAUAAUAUCCACAAUUGGGGCCUUGGGUAAUCUAACACUGAUUUUGGUCAUAGUCAUCUAUAUAUUCGCUGUGAUUGGCAUGCAAUUGUUCUCCAAAGAUUAUACACCAGAGAAAUUUGAUCCAGAUCCAGUGCCGAGAUGGAAUUUCAAUGAUUUCUUUCACUCAUUUAUGAUGAUCUUUCGCAUUUUAUGCGGUGAAUGGAUUGAACCUCUUUGGGAUUGUAUGCGGGCUGAAGAGGAGCAAGGUGCCUCUACUUGUUUUGCCAUCUUUCUACCCACUUUGGUUAUGGGAAAUUUUAUGGUUUUAAAUUUGUUCUUGGCCUUGUUGCUCAAUAGUUUCAAUUCCGAGGAGCUUAAGUCAAAGAAAGAGGAAGUUGGCGAGGAAUCAAAACUGGCGCGGAGCAUUGAAAGGGUUCGUGAUUUGAUACGUAAAAAGCGGCAAGAGCGUAAAGAUCGCAAAGAGCGUAAAUUUGCUGAGAAAUUCCAGCAAAUUGUCCUGGAAGCUCAGCAGGCCCAGCAUCAGCAGCAGCAGCAGCAACUGCAGCAGGGGCAAGGACAAUCGCAGGCAGUUCUUGAAUUAGAUAAACCCAAUCUGUUGGCCGAGACCAAGUUUCAUAGAUUAAGCUAUCAGGAGUCUAUGAAUCGUCCUGUCUCUGGUUCAGAUUUUGGUUAUCAAAUUCCUUUGGCCGAAAAUCUACAUACAAUUGUCGAUGGCCUUGAGUAUGAGGAACCUUUGCUCUGCGAACAGCAAUUGGAGCAAGUGCAACUGCCACAGCAACAACCACAAAUGCCUUUGACAAGCGAUUCCUUGCCGCCAUCGUAUGAGGUGGCCAUUAGUUCUCAGAUUAGUCAGAAUCUUUUGCCAGAGCGCAGUCGGUUGCAGCAUCAAAUCUCUUCGGGAGUGGGCACCCAGCAUAAUGACUCACGGGAUGAGGCUACCUACACCGAAUCGAUAGAACUGCGCCUGCUGGGCCAUUACAAUUCCACAGACACUGAUCCCUAUGUCAAUGAUCAACGUAGUGGAUCAUUUGCCCGGGUGGACUCACUGCAAGAGGCCUCCGAGCAUGAUGAGGCCUAUCUCAAGUAUCAGAAAUCUUUGCUCACACGCUCGCCCAGUUAUCGCAAAAGUUUGGAUCGCCUGUCACAGUCGAGUGGGCAAUCGUUGAUUAAGACGGAAACAGAAGAGGGCGGCAGUCAUAUGAGAAGACAUUCGAGUGGUCAUUCGCUCAAUUCCAUAUCCAUUGACCAGGAUGAGCUCUUAUCACAGCAGGGUGGAAAUUUGCGCGAAGAAUUGCUCAAUUGUGAUCAGAAGGAGUUGUUUCAAUUCCUGCAAGAAGAGGAUAAGACCCAACCUAUGCGUUCGCAUCGUUCCUCGCAGCUGCAAUUGGACAGUAGUGAACCUCUUGCAGAGCAUUCCGAAUUCGAUAACAUUAUACAAAGUUUCGAAAAGGAAUUGGAGGAGAUUAAACGUUCCACCACCUCGCUAGAGAGGAAAUUAUCCACACUCUCGGAACCCUCGCCGGCAGCUGAUGUGGCCACGCGAGCCAUUAUGGAUCACAUUGCGCAUAUAACAGCUGCCUCGGAACGCACCACAGCCGAUGAGGUGGUGCAUCCAUUGAAUCCCUAUGACAGCUAUGAUCUGUCCAGCGUGCCCAGACGAUCGCAUUCGGUUAGCUCAACGGCUCAUCGUCAGUCGGUGAAAUUGAAACGACGCAGUUUGGAGAAACAGCGCAAAAUUGACGAGGACUUUAGCAUCUCGAAUGAGAUACGUAAAAUCUGUGAUCAAAUUCAUGCCCCCUUCAUAGCCAUGGAGGCCAUGGCUGUGGCGGCAACUAGCAAUAGCUCUGGAGGUGCCAGUGGAGCUGGAUCACCAUUUAUGCGUCGGAAAACUGAUCCAUUUAGCCUUCAAUUCGAUCGUUUUAAGCGUCUCUCACUAAUCGAACGACUGGAAGAACUGCCCGAAGAGGAAAAGCCAAUUUCAACGCUGCGCAUUGAAUCGGAGAAAAUGCCAAGAAAAUUCCUACAUGGUGAUCCACAGCAGCUAAGCCAAUUGGAUAGCUUAUCGCUAAAGAGCACCAAUUCGUAUGAGAAUUUAUUAAUACAGAAGCAAAAGCAAUCAAAGACCGUACCAGCCACACCGCCCACUUCCUUGAAAUCGAACAUUGAGCCACCAACACUGGCGCAAAUUUCAUCGCUAAAGGCCACACCGCCGCUGGCUGCUCUCACCGAGCAUCAGCAGCAUUUUCAUGCAACAAGUAUACAGACAACAGCCACACCACAUGACCAUCAACAUCAACAUGCACAUCAACAUGCACAUCCACAUGCACAUGGCAUGGCCGGCAAACGACAACGCUCGGAGCAUCCACAAUCGACCUUAGACAAAGCCGCAUCCUUUCAGUCCGCCCGCACCGAAUCGCAUAGCUCGGGAGUGGCCGAGGUUAGCCAAAAGACUGAGACACUGUUGCAUCCUCAUGCAUCGCAAGAGGGAGUGGCCACAAUUGCAUCAACGACCCCAAAACCAACAUCGGCAUUCUCACGUCUGACCGAAAAACCAUGGCAUUGUCUGGUUUCCUACGUAGACGAUCUCACUGUCGGUGGGAGACGUAAUUCGCAGGGUGCCUACAAUGAUCCCAUGACUUUUCCAAGUUUCGGUCAAGCAAAGCCGCCAAAAGUGCCCGAUGAUUGUUUUCCCCAAAAAUGCUACGAUCACUUCUAUUUUCGUUGUCCCUGGUUUAUGUCCUGCAUGGAUACACCAAGUGCCAAGCAUUGGACACGCAUUAGGACGGCUGUCUUGACGGUUGUCGAUACUCCGGCCUUUGAGUGGUUUGUCUUAGUGUUGAUCUUUGCGUCGAGUAUUACGCUCUGCUUCGAGGAUAUCUAUCUGGAUAGCAAUAAGACACUGAAACGUGUCCUCUAUUGGACAAACUUUUCGUUCUGUUUGAUCUUUGUGGUGGAAAUGAUAUUAAAAUGGUUGGCUUUGGGCUUUUCCAAAUAUUUUACAAGCUUUUGGACUAUACUUGAUUUCAUCAUAGUAUUUGUCUCUGUCUUUUCUCUACUCAUUGAGGAGAAUGAAAAUUUGAAGGUUUUACGCUCAUUGCGUACUUUACGAGCCCUUAGACCCUUAAGAGCCAUCUCACGGUGGCAAGGAAUGCGGAUUGUAGUAAAUGCUCUCAUGUAUGCAAUACCAUCAAUUUUCAAUGUACUUUUGGUUUGUUUAGUUUUUUGGUUAAUAUUCUCCAUAAUGGGUGUACAAUUUUUUGGUGGUAAAUUUUUCAAAUGCGUCAAUGAAAUCGGCGAAUUGCUGCCAAUUACCGAGGUGAACGAUAAAUGGGAUUGCAUUGAACAAAACUAUACAUGGAUCAAUUCAAAAAUCACUUUCGAUCAUGUUGGCAUGGGUUAUUUGGCCCUAUUGCAAGUGGCCACAUUUGAGGGCUGGAUGGAGGUGAUGGCCGAUGCAGUCGAUGCCCGUGGCGUGGAUCUACAACCGCAGAGAGAAGCCAAUUUAUAUGCAUAUAUUUAUUUUGUUAUAUUUAUUGUAUGCGGCUCAUUCUUUACCCUGAAUCUAUUCAUUGGAGUUAUCAUUGAUAAUUUCAAUAUGCUCAAAAAGAAGUAUGAAGGAGGAGUGUUGGAAAUGUUUCUCACCGAAUCUCAAAAACACUAUUACACGGCCAUGAAAAAAUUGGGACGAAAGAAACCACAGAAAGUUAUUAAGCGACCCAUAAAUCAUUUUUUAGCUAUGUUUUAUGAUUUAUCCAAUUCGAGAAGAUUCGAAAUUGCGAUCUUUGUACUGAUUUUUCUAAAUAUGCUUACCAUGGGCAUUGAGCAUUACGAUCAACCACAUGCCGUAUUCUUUAUACUGGAAGUAAGCAAUGCAUUUUUCACCACAGUCUUUGGUCUGGAGGCAAUUGUUAAGAUUGUGGGUCUUCGUUAUCAUUACUUCACUGUGCCAUGGAAUGUCUUUGAUUUCCUCUUGGUUUUGGCCAGUAUAUUUGGCAUUCUAAUGGAGGACAUUAUGAUUGAUCUGCCCAUUAGUCCGACUUUGUUGCGUGUCGUUCGUGUUUUCCGUAUUGGACGUAUUUUGCGACUCAUUAAGGCCGCCAAGGGCAUAAGGAAAUUGUUAUUCGCUUUGGUUGUAUCGCUGCCAGCUCUAUUCAAUAUUGGAGCCUUGCUUGGUCUGAUUACCUUUAUCUAUGCCAUAUUGGGCAUGUCUUUGUUUGGUCAUGUGAAGCUACAGGGAGCCCUGGAUGAUAUGGUUAACUUUCAGACAUUUGGUCGUAGUAUGCAAUUAUUGUUUCGUCUGAUGACCUCCGCCGGUUGGAAUGAUGUUUUGGAAUCUCUAAUGAUACAGCCACCGGAUUGUGAUCCAUUCUUCAAUCGUCAAACGAAUGGAGAUUGUGGCCAUCCAUUGUUGGCCAUAACAUAUUUUACUAGCUUCAUUAUAAUCAGCUAUAUGAUUGUGAUCAAUAUGUAUAUUGCCAUUAUAUUGGAGAAUUUCAAUCAGGCCCAUCAAGAGGAGGAGAUUGGAAUUGUUGAGGAUGAUUUGGAAAUGUUUUAUAUACGCUGGUCCAAAUAUGAUCCACAUGCCACCCAAUUUAUACACUUCUCGCAACUGUCCGAUUUUAUUGCCUCUCUCGAUCCACCAUUGGGCAUCUCGAAGCCCAAUAAUGUCGCUUUAGUGUCAUUUAAUCUGCCCAUUUCGAGGGGCAAUAAAAUACACUGUCUCGAUAUUUUGCACGCGCUGGUUAAGCACGUGUUAGGUCAUGUCGAGGAGACCGAUAACUUCAAACAGUUGCAGGAACAAAUGGAUGUCAAGUUCAAGAAACAGUUUCCAACGCGUAAAGAAUUGGAAAUUGUUUCAUCGACAAGGAUCUGGAAGCGUCAGGAGAAGGCGGCCAAAACGAUACAGCUGGGUUGGAAAGACUAUUUGCGGCGCAAGAGGGAGAAAGAGCGUUCCAAUUCGGGUGAUAGUGCCACACAGAAUUCCAGUCCAGGUGGUUGGCAAUCGAAACUAUCGGCCCUGAAUUUCUUCCAUCUGCAGGUUAGCCGCAGGGGCACUGCUUGCUCAAGUCGUGCCUCUUCACGCAAAUCCUCACGAGCCUCCGAUGCCUCUGAUUUAAGCGAAUUGGCUGGUCCGUGGCUAAAUUUACCAUUAAUGCUUGUCUCUGGGGCCGAUGAUGUGGUUAAGGAUAUUAAGCAACAAAGCGAUGAGCUGGGCAAACGCAUAUCCUCUUGUAUCUCCCUAAACUAUGAGUCCUUGCUCGCCGAUAUGGUAACAGCCGUUUUACGAAGUGGCUCCCAGCCUAGUGGCCUGAAUUAUUUAGCAGCCGCUAUAAACACCACCAACACCUCCAACACCACCAACACCAUAACCACCACUUCAACAUCCGCCUCCGCAACAGCCAUUGCCGCUACGAGCGUGAGCGAUAGACAAACCCAAAUUCAUCCGCAUCCGCAAAUGGCUCCAACUCCAAAUCGUAAGCGUGCCUCGAGUUUUAUACGCAAGAAACCGCCCCUAGAACGAGGUUUGUCAGCACAGAGCGCUUUAAGACUUAACAAGAACGCUUUUGUCUCCGAAGGACCUGCUCCCGAGGUUAUAGUGACCAAACCCUCACCAGAUCAACAAACUCAUCCAACGCAUACGCUUAACUUGCGACCAGAUAAUGCCACAUUGGUUCAUGUCCUGGUGCAUCGUGAGAGCGAGGAAUACAAGGAUGAGGAAGACGAUGAGCAAGGUUAUUCGGGCGCGGGCCACGAAUCGAAACCAAAGCCACCACAAAUACGUAUAAGUAGUGGUUCAUCGGAUAGUCAAUUGGCUGCCGGACAUAUGCAAAUGCCCUCAACAGUUCAAAUAAUGGUGGACAGUCCGAAAGAUCCGCCACGUGGUGAUUUCAGUAAUCUCGGGCGAGAUUCUCUCGAGGAGAAUACAACACAGCCGCAGCAUGCUCCUAUCGAUGUCAAUGUGCAGGGUGAUACCUCACAAGUGUUCUACGAUUAUAAUCCCGAAAUUGUUGAAGAUCCAACAACAAUGCAGUCAUCGCAGUCCACAGAGACUAGAUGACCUUCAGAGCGGGGGGAGAAUGUCAACGAUAGCCAGAGGAGCAGUGCCACAAGUAGUACCAUCAGCAGCAGCUCCUCCAACACCACCAACAAUGGCAGCUCAUCAACAAGUUGACAACCUCCAGUUGUCUGAUUCCCAAAAGCAUUUCACUCAUUUAGUAUUUAUAGUCUCUUAGGUUUUAGGCAUUUGUUAAAGCUAGUCGGAUAAACUAUAUAUAUAUAUAUAAACUAAACUAAUUAGUCGCUUUAUACAAACCGCUCCAAAACAUAUACACAAACUCACACACAUAUAUAUAUAUAUAUAUAUACCAUUUUUGUGCUUAGUUGAUUAGAUUGUGCUCUGAAAUUUAUAAUUGGCCUAGAGAGCAGUCAGUCCUGGGGUCCUUAAAGGUGCUCCAACUUGAAAUUGACAACAAAAGGACAUGAAUGAAGCUCAAAAUUAUUCUCUCUCUUUUCUUGACUCUGACUAUUUAAAGAUUUCUUUGAUAGAUUUUUGAAAUUUGUUUUUUGUUAAAUGAAAAAUUGAAUACUAAAACUUAAUAACCCAAGAUAUCCUCGGAGUUGAUAAGGCAGCAUAUUUAAAUAUGUUUUUGGAUUAGACACAGAAAUCAAAUGUCAAAAAAAGUCCUCGAUAGAUAAGGAAGAUCUUAUACUUCAAUGAGGUUAACACUAACAGAGGUCAAUGCUAAACCUUAGACCUUUUGGUUUUGAAAGCUCCUUAAUUAAAAAUAAUAAACAUGUUUUCGACAAUUUCAUUUCCUUAUGCAUUGUAAUGAAAUAUCAAUUCUUUUCCUUAAGAAUUAUUAUGAAAUUUUGUUUUUAAAGAUUCUUUUAAUCUAGUUUUUCAAACAACAA